Messenger RNA from Globicephala melas (long-finned pilot whale), 1967 nucleotides. RefSeq names its product G protein-coupled receptor 162 (gene GPR162). Gene Ontology annotation, molecular function: G protein-coupled receptor activity. Gene Ontology annotation, biological process: G protein-coupled receptor signaling pathway. NCBI's taxonomy places the organism in Eukaryota, Metazoa, Chordata, Mammalia, Artiodactyla, Delphinidae. Gene Ontology annotation, cellular component: membrane. The record is from RefSeq and is a predicted model, not a curated record.
CGAAGGAUGGCUCGGGGUGGGGCGGGGGCAGAGGAGGCCUCCCUCCGCUCAAACGCGUUGUCCUGGCUGGCCUGCGGGCUCCUGGCACUGCUGGCCAACGCCUGGAUCAUCCUCAGCAUCUCGGCCAAGCAGCAGAAGCACAAGCCGCUGGAGCUGCUGCUCUGCUUCCUGGCAGGCACGCACAUCCUCAUGGCGGCCGUGCCCCUCACCACCUUCGCUGUGGUGCAGCUCCGGCGCCAGGCCUCCUCCGACUAUGACUGGAACGAAAGCAUCUGCAAGGUCUUUGUGUCCACCUACUACACGCUGGCCCUGGCCACCUGCUUCACCGUCGCCUCGCUCUCCUACCACCGCAUGUGGAUGGUGCGCUGGCCCGUCAACUACCGCCUCAGCAACGCCAAGAAGCAGGCGCUGCACGCCGUCGUGGGCAUCUGGAUGGUCAGCUUCAUCCUCUCCACGCUGCCCUCCAUCGGCUGGCACAACAACGGCGAGCGCUACUACGCCCGCGGCUGCCAGUUCAUCGUCUCCAAGAUUGGCCUCGGCUUUGGCGUCUGCUUCAGCCUCUUGCUACUUGGGGGCAUCGUCAUGGGGCUGGUCUGUGUGGCCAUCACCUUCUACCAGACGCUGUGGGCCCGGCCCCGGAGGGCUCAACAGGCCCGGAGAGCGGGGGCUGGGGGCGGGGCCAAGGGGGGUGGGCCAGGGGGGUUGGGCACCCGGCCAGCCUUUGAGGUGCCGGCCAUUGUGGUGGAGGAUGCCCGAGGGAAGCGGAGGUCCUCGCUGGAUGGGUCCGAGUCGGCCAAGACAUCCCUGCAGGUCACCAACUUGGUCAGCGCCAUCGUCUUUCUCUAUGACUCACUCACAGGGGUGCCCAUCUUGGUGGUGAGCUUCUUCUCCCUGAAGUCGGACUCGGCUCCCCCCUGGAUGGUGCUGGCCGUGCUGUGGUGCUCCAUGGCACAGACGCUGCUGCUGCCUUCCUUCAUCUGGUCCUGCGAGCGCUACCGCGCCGACGUGCGCACGGUGUGGGAGCAGUGCGUGGCUAUCAUGUCCGAGGAGGAUGGCGACGACGAUGGGGGCUGCGAUGAUUAUGCAGAUGGCCGAGUGUGCAAAGUUCGCUUUGAUGCCAAUGGGGCCACAGGACCAGGGGGUAGGGACCCUACCCAAGUGAAGCUGCUGCCUGGAAGGCACACGCUCUUUCCCCCUCUUGAGAGGGUCCACUACUUACAGGUCCCUCUGUCCCGCCGUCUGUCCCACGAUGAGAUCAACAUCUUCUCUACUCCUCGGGCACCUGGCUCUUUCCUGCACAAGUGGUCAUCCUCUGAUGACAUCCGGGUCCUCCCAGCCCAGAGCCGGGCCCUAGGGGGCCCUCCUGAGUACCUGGGACCGAGACAAAGGCUGGAGGAGGAGGAGGAGGAGGCUGAAGGCGGGGGGCUGGCCAGCCUUCGCCAAUUCCUGGAGGGCGGGGUUCUGGGGUCAGGUGGGGGACCCCCACGGGGUCCAGGCUUCUUCCGAGAGGAGAUCACCACCUUCAUUGACGAGACACCUCUGCCUUCUCCGACGGCCUCGCCGGGGCCCUCUCCUCGCCGGCCCAGGCCGCUGGGAGUCUCACCCCGCCGACUCUCCCUUGGGUCCCCUGAUAGCAGAGUCGUUGGACUUCCUUUGGGGCUAAGUGCAGGGCGACGCUGCUCCCUGACAGGAGGUGAGGGGAGUGCAAGAGCUUGGGGAGGAUCUUGGGACCCAGGUAACCCCAUCUUCUCCCAGCUGACCCUGUGAGCCCAGGUGGGCCUGCUGGACUCGGGGGUGGGGGGGCCUGGGUGCGUAAUGCCUCGUUCUGUCCCUGACCCUGAGGCAGCUGCCUCCAGACUCUGGGGAGAUGGAACCCCUGCUGUCUCCCAUCCAAGUGACCAGAUGCCUGACUCACCUUCCAUCAUCCCUAGCAAAAUGUAUUAAAGUCUGAAGUGUCACCAUGGAAA